AUUCCCAAUUAGUCCCCAAUACAACAGACUCCGGUUUUGUUUCUCCUGGUGGCAUCCUCUCUUUCUAGGGUUUAUAGCUAAAAACUUUAAUUUUUUUCUGCAUCAAUUAGUGCAUUUAUGACUAUCAGAAUCUCAGAGGGAAUUUUCCUCCAUUCGUAAAGUCUUCAUCUUUAUUAAACCAGUGGCUUUUCUGUCCUCUUACUGCGUACUGUAAUGGCUUCUCUCUUCAAGGACCCAUCCAAGCUUUCUGCAUAUCGGGAUAGAAAGUUUCCUGGAUCGCAGGAGGAAUUUGAGUAUGCCCUUGCGACCUCGACAACUGUUUAUAUAGGGAACAUGUCUUUCUAUACUACCGAAGAACAAGUUUAUGAACUUUUCUCUCGAGCUGGAGAAAUUAAGAAGAUUAUUAUGGGAUUAGAUAAGAACACGAAAACUCCUUGUGGGUUUUGUUUUGUCUUGUUCUACUCUAGAGAAGAUACUGAAGAUGCAGUAAAAUAUAUCAGUGGAACAAUUCUUGAUGAUCGUCCAAUUCGUGUGGAUUUUGAUUGGGGAUUCCAGGAAGGAAGGCAAUGGGGCCGUGGUCGAAGUGGUGGACAGGUUAGAGAUGAAUAUCGUACAGAUUAUGAUCCUGGCAGAGGUGGUUAUGGAAAAUUGGUUCAGCGAGAAUUGGAACAAAGGCAGCUUGUGGAUUAUGGCGCUGGUUCAUUGGGCACUUUCCCUCCAGUGAUGGCACCUCAUUAUGGCAGGCAUGGUGGAAACCAUGGUCAUGGUGGUUAUAACCGGCAUGGCAGAGAUCUUCACCGGAAGCGGCACCGAGACGAUGACCGUCGUCCACACGAGUCUUCAAGGAGAGCUUCAGAUCAUGAAUCAAGGAGAAACUCUGAUCCUGAUUCCCGACCAGAGAAGAAUCCACGUUUUCGUGAAAGUGGCGACUCUGAUGAUGAAGAAGAAGAUGAUCGAAAACGAAGAUCUUAGCAGAUUCCCAUUCAAUAUUUUGAAUUAGGAAGUUGUUUAAUAGAAUUCUUGUACUAAGCCUAAUUAUGGUGAAGAUAUUUCACAUCUGGGUUUGGACUUGGAUGAUGUUGUAUGAAGUGUAGAUUUCCAAAAUCAUGAUACACCCAGUUAACAUUCAUAGUUGUUUCUGCA
Jatropha curcas is the source of this 1143-nucleotide messenger RNA. RefSeq names its product CAP-binding protein 20 (gene CBP20). Lineage: Eukaryota; Viridiplantae; Streptophyta; Magnoliopsida; Malpighiales; Euphorbiaceae. Gene Ontology annotation, biological process: mRNA cis splicing, via spliceosome. Gene Ontology annotation, molecular function: RNA cap binding. Gene Ontology annotation, cellular component: nuclear cap binding complex. The record is from RefSeq and is a predicted model, not a curated record.